GGCCAAUUCAUUCCACUGCAAAGUUGGGAAAGUUAAUGAUUCUUUUGACUUUAAGACUGAAUUCCAUCUCCGCCAUCUGCCACGACCUCUACAGCUGGGACCUAACGCCACGCGCACAGUCUGUCAGCAUGUCAGAGGACGGUGUGUGGUUCGAAGGGAUCCUUUUCCCGAAUUUUUACCAAACUGAAAAUUUAAGAACAGCAUGUGAGAAGUUUGUGAUGAAGGAUGAAGACACAGUAAUCGUGUCUUACCCCAAAUCAGGAACCCUAUGGUUGAUGGAAAUUCUCUGCCUGAUUCACUCACGCGGGGACCCCAAGUGGGUUCAAUCAGUGCCCUUCUGGAAGCGCUCACCCUGGAUAGAGAGAAGGGACACCGAGCAGUUAGACAGAGACUUGGAGGGCCCGCGCUUCUUCACCUCCCACCUUCCUUUCCACCUCUUCCCCAAGUCCUUCUUCACUUCCAAGGGCAAGGUGAUUUAUAUCAUCAGAAAUCCCAGAGAUGCUCUUGUGUCUGGCUAUUUUUUCUGGAGCAGGACCAACUUUGUUAAGAGUCCAGACUCACUGGAACAGUUCUUUGAACAGUUCAUCCAAGGAAAUGUGCCCUAUGGAUCAUGGUUUGAGCACAUUCGUGGCUGGAUGUCCGUGAGACACAGGGAGAACGUCCUGCUGCUGAGUUAUGAGGAACUGCAGAAGAACCCAAGAAGCACCAUAGAGAGGAUCUGUCAGUUCCUGGGGAAGAAGCUGAGUCCAGAAGAACUGGACUCCGUCCUCAAGAACAGCUCCUUCCAAGUCAUGAAACAAAACAAGAUGUCCAACCUUGCUGUCCUUCCUGAGGAGCUCAUGAACACCGGGUUCUUAGUUACAAGAAAAGGCACCUGUGGGGACUGGAAGAAUCACUUCACGGUGGCCCAAGGUGAAGCCUUUGAUAAGCUGUACCAGGAGAAGAUGAAAGGUUUUCCUGGGGGGCUGUUCCCCUGGGAAUAAUGUCUGAAAACUUCCAGAUCUCACCUGGUUCCCUGCUUCAUCUCCUGUCCCUGCACCUGUACCUCAUGGGGGUUCGUGGCAUAAAUCCUAUGGCUCGAGUUAUCAAAUUAAAGAGGUGGAAACUCA
This is a messenger RNA of Marmota monax (woodchuck), 1109 nucleotides long. RefSeq names its product sulfotransferase 2A1. Gene Ontology annotation, biological process: sulfation. Gene Ontology annotation, molecular function: sulfotransferase activity. The record is from RefSeq and is a predicted model, not a curated record. The transcript has 6 exons. Gene Ontology annotation, cellular component: cytoplasm. NCBI's taxonomy places the organism in Eukaryota, Metazoa, Chordata, Mammalia, Rodentia, Sciuridae. The coding region runs from base 36 to 983 and encodes 315 amino acids.